Messenger RNA from Harpegnathos saltator (Jerdon's jumping ant), 2173 nucleotides. It is a transcript of the gene Cat, whose product is annotated as catalase. The transcript has 8 exons. Gene Ontology annotation, molecular function: heme binding; catalase activity. Gene Ontology annotation, cellular component: cytoplasm; mitochondrion; peroxisome. The record is from RefSeq and is a predicted model, not a curated record. NCBI's taxonomy places the organism in Eukaryota, Metazoa, Arthropoda, Insecta, Hymenoptera, Formicidae. Gene Ontology annotation, biological process: response to hydrogen peroxide; hydrogen peroxide catabolic process. The coding region runs from base 16 to 1755 and encodes 579 amino acids.
CUCUAUCGUUAUCGCAUGGCUGCAAUGUGUAUGCGUUCCCACCCAUCAUUGGCCGCGUCGAUGUUACACGGACACGGACACGAUAUAAGCACGCCACGGCUGCCGUCGGUGAGUUGUUUCCAUUGGUCACGCCGUUACGAGACGCCGGGAGACGCAUUCGCCGCCUUCAUCGUCAGAAGUUACAGCAGCUGCGGAAAAACGACCGACAACAAAAUGGCCUGCCCAGCCCGAGACCCCGCGUCGGAGCAAUUGAACAAUUACAAGAAGAAUUACAAGGGUGAAGCACCUGUAUUGUUGACUGCAAAUGGAGCGCCUAUCUCUGAGAAGAAGGCCAGCCUCACGGUUGGUCCUCGUGGGCCCAUGUUGUUGCAAGAUUUCGUUUACCUGGACGAAAUGUCGCACUUCGCCAGAGAGAGAAUCCCGGAGCGAGUUGUACAUGCGAAAGGAGCGGGUGCGUUUGGCUAUUUCGAAGUUACACAUGACAUCAGCAAGUAUUGCAAGGCUAAAGUGUUUUCCAGUAUUGGAAAGAGAACUCCGAUCGCUAUAAGAUGUUCCACCGUCGGUGGUGAAAGCGGUUCUGCCGACACUGUUAGAGAUCCACGUGGUUUUGCUGUGAAGUUCUACACCGAAGAGGGUAUUUGGGAUCUCGUUGGUAACAACACGCCCAUUUUCUUCAUCAAGGAUCCUCUUUUUUUCCCGAGUUUCAUACAUACUCAAAAGAGAAACCCUGCGACGCAUUUGAAGGACGCUGACAUGUUUUGGGACUUCAUUUCUCUCAGGCCCGAAACGACGCACCAAGUUAUGUUUCUCUUCGGCGAUCGCGGUAUUCCCGAUGGCUACCGUCAUAUGAAUGGCUACGGUUCUCAUACAUUCAAGCUGGUGAACAGUAAGAACGAGAUGGUAUACUGCAAAUUCCACUACAAGACCAAUCAAGGAAUCAAGAAUAUUCUCGCAGAGAAGGCCGCCGAGCUCAGUUCUUGUGAUCCCGAUUAUUCGAUUAGAGAUCUUUACAACGCCAUCAGUAAAGGAGACUAUCCGUCCUGGACUCUAUACAUCCAAGUGAUGACUGCUGAACAAUCAAAGACUUUGAAGUGGAAUCCGUUUGAUCUGACGAAGAUUUGGCCGCAUAAGGAGUUCCCCUUGAUACCGGUAGGCAAGUUGGUGUUGGAUCGCAAUCCUGAAAACUACUUCGCCGACGUGGAGCAAAUGGCUUUCGAUCCGGCGCAUAUGGUACCUGGUAUAGAGCCGAGUCCCGACAAAAUGUUACAGGGUCGUCUCUUCGCCUAUGGCGAUACUCACAGGCAUCGCCUUGGUCCGAAUCACCUUCAGUUGCCAGUAAAUUGCCCGUAUAAGACGAUCUCUGCAAUGAACUAUCAACGAGACGGCAAUAUGCCUUUGUACAACCAAGGUGGUGCGCCAAAUUAUUAUCCGAACAGCUUCAACGGUCCGAAGGAAUGUCCGACAGUACGUUCACCGAGUUUCCCGGUGAGUGGAGACGUCGAUCGCUACGAUCCCAAGGACGAGGAUGACUUUGGUCAGGUCACGACGUUCUGGCAGAAAGUUCUCGAUAAGUCCGCUAAAGAGAGAUUGGUGAAUAACAUGGUUGCAAGUUUGAGUGGCGCCUCGACGUUCAUUGUCGAGAGAGCCGUGCGAAACUUCGCCCAGGUGGACGUCGAUCUCGCGCAGAGAUUAACAGAAGGCUUGCGUAAGAAAGGAAUGCUCAUAAACGCUUUGGGCAGAACGGCUAAUCUCUGAAGAGGCUGUAUGAUUGUCCCACUCAACUUUCACAUUUUAUACCACAAAGACCGAUCACACUGAUCACAUGAUACACAAUAUUUCGCAUUGAUUGAACAUGUUUGUCGGAUUACCACUGAGACUAUUUCGCAUAUUCGAGCUAUUGUACAUCGCUUUGAGCGUAAUUAGUGUUAAUACAUGUUAAUACACGUUAAUUAUACUUAAUGUAACACUUUUCUUUUUCUUACAAGGGUGUGGGUAUAUAACUAUCGAUGGUGACAAUAAUAUGGUGCUUGCAUAAUAAACGGUAGCUAUAUCUAUAAUACACACUAAUUGUUUGAAGAAGAUUAAGAUGCAUCUACAGUUAUACAAUAUUAUAGGAUAUUACAUUUUGCUACAAAUUACAAUAUACAUGUUUAUUGUAAAAUUUUGUAGUUCU